Messenger RNA from Cylicostephanus goldi, 444 nucleotides. Lineage: Eukaryota; Metazoa; Nematoda; Chromadorea; Rhabditida; Strongylidae. The record is from the annotation of a GenBank genome assembly.
AUGAUGCAAUUUAUGCUGUUGUUCAGUCGCCAAGGAAAGCUUCGUCUUCAAAAGUGGUAUACGGCAUAUCAGGACAAGAUGAAGAAGAAGAUUUGUCGUGAGCUAAUCACUCAAAUUCUUGCGCGAAAACCAAAGAUGUGUGCUUUUCUUGAAUACAAGGAUCUCAAGAUAGUUUACAAGAGAUACGCAUCCUUGUACUUCUGCUGCGCAAUUGAACAAACCGAUAAUGAACUGAUUUGCCUCGAGGUCAUCCAUCGAUAUGUGGAGCUUCUGGACAAAUACUUUGGCAGUGUUUGCGAACUCGAUAUCAUUUUUAACUUCGAAAAAGCCUAUUUCAUACUUGACGAGUUUCUCUUAGCCGGUGAGAUCCAAGAAACGAGCAAAAAGCAAGUGUUGAAAGCUAUUGCAGCCCAGGAUCUCAUCCAAGAGGUACGUUCAUCGUAG